Messenger RNA from Sparassis crispa, 1749 nucleotides. RefSeq lists its product as hypothetical. Gene Ontology annotation, cellular component: cytoplasm. Gene Ontology annotation, molecular function: ubiquitin protein ligase activity. Bases 1 to 1749 code for a protein of 582 amino acids. Lineage: Eukaryota; Fungi; Basidiomycota; Agaricomycetes; Polyporales; Sparassidaceae. The record is from RefSeq and is a predicted model, not a curated record. The transcript is spliced from 5 exons. Gene Ontology annotation, biological process: protein ubiquitination.
AUGGCAGCAAUUGUCGCAUGGUAUAAUAACCAGUAUUCCACUUGGAACAGGACCCGCCGACUCCACCAGCAACCAUUCCUCGCUCGCGUCGAUACCAGGGCGUCUCGCAGGGCAACAGAGAUGGCGCAAGAAGCCGUUGUUAUUAACAUGGGCGACGUCGCAAGUCCCGAGCAUACCGACAGCCAGAAGAAGUCAGACACCCUCUUCGGCCCUAACAUCGGGAUCGUCAAUGCGGGCCCUGAGUGGGCUGACAGACACGAGAAAAGCGUUGAUGAGCUCACACCGGAGAUUGUGAAGAGCUGGAUCUCUAAGAGCAAGGAGGUGCGUUGCCCCUCGGACGACCCUAAUCACGCGGACUCCCAACACCACCAUGGCCUCGAAUUCGAGUUUGACUGUGACGCCCCCAAGUGUGGGAUCAGCGUACAGGUGCUCCUAUCUCCGAAACAUCGCCUCUCGGGGAAGUACGACGCAUCUGGGAUGUCCAAAUUCCUCGUCUUCGAAUCGGUUGUCGAUGGGGGCUUUGGCAAGACGCUCAAGCUGGAGGAAGGCGCCACGCUCGAAUUGGGCAGGUUUGAGCAUCGGCCGGAUGCUCCGACCGCCGAGAAGGACAACCCUGGGGACGCAUCAUUUGGGGCUGAUGCAGAAUCGCACCAUGUGGUGGACCCAAGUUCUGAUACAGCCACGUCUGCUUGGAAUAGGAAACGCUUCACUAACUUCAAUUUCCGGAAGCGUGAGCACGACCGAUCCGUGGCUGGUCCCGCCAUAGCCGUCCUCGAUGCCGAAGUGAACUCUCACGGAGACGAUGACAAGUCGAAGGAGUAUGACAAGGAUGAAAUUGACGUUGGUGUCAGAGUCACUAUCCGGUUAUCUGCGCUCGAUGAGGAGGGCAAGGAGCUGCCAUCGGUCAACGAGCAGGUGACGUAUCUUCAUGUAGUACGUUUCGGCAUCCCUCCGACUGUUAUCGAGGGGGUGCCCGUGGAGGACAAUAGGCCGUGGGUCGUCAAAGUUGUCAAGCGCGAAGCAACUAUUGGUCCCCACUCAUUCCACCUGCAUGAAAUUUAUGGUCUUUCGUCUAACUCCACAACGGCAUCGCAACCAGUUGCAACAACUCCCCCCACCGAUACCCACGUCUACCCACCCGCCACCGAACCAUCGGCCACUCCUCAUGAGGAUGAGCCCUCAUCGGAAUGCUUGCUCUGUCUUUCUUCUCCGCGCGAGGUGGUGCUAUUACCUUGCCGUCAUCUUGUCGCCUGCAGAGAAUGCGCAAUCAACAUGAUCGAAUUUGGCGCUGGCGGAAACAUUGUGCAUCAGGAAGACGAGACAAAUGCUACCACCGGUACGGAAGGCGCGAACGGUGAGAACGGCAAUGCAACAGAUGGAAACACUGCUGGCGUGCCCCCAGGCUCCGAGGCUGAUGCCCCGCAGCCCGUGCCCGUCAUUCCGAUAAAUCCCAGACGCAAACGUAAGGCGAAGGGCUGGUUCUGUCCAGUCUGCCGUCAGCCAUAUACGUCUUUACUCCGCAUCACCACUACUCCUCCCUCGAAGGAUGAGAAGGACGACCCCCGUGAAUCUACCGACGGGGAUGACCGUGAUGACCUGCCCCCAUCACCAUCUAUCACCGUUCCUUCUCCUACUGCUAAUGUUGGCCGUACGGGCGUGCCGUCCCGCGGCGGAUUCUUUCGCUCGUUCCGGCCAGGAGCGCUGCAGCCGGAUGUCGAACGCGUGCAGGCGCUAGGCCCCUUCGCAUAG